GCAAAAAUCUGAUUUGUAAAUUUUAAUAAUAAUAAAAUUUAUAAAGAGAUGAAAAAAAGAAGAAAUUACUGCAAGCAAGGGAAACAUCUCCUUCUAUUCUGCAGUCACCUCAGAGCAGAAGUAUAAACCUGAGCCAAUUCCUUUGUCCCAUACUUGAAAGGGGCAAAAGUACAUUAAUAAGUUAUUCAGCAGGAUAAAAUGUGUUAUUCUUUGAAAUGCUGCAGAUGGGUUUAAGUUUGGAAAUGAAUAACUGUGGGGCUUAGUUAAGAGAGACCAAAGUCCAGUCCUCCUACCGUUUCCUCAGCCACUUUGUUCAGGCUCCAAAAGGCUGCCCCAAAGACCUCAGUGUUUACUGCUUCUUUUUUUAAAGCUCUGCAGUAAUUCUGCUCUAUUGUGUACCUCCCCACCCCCAAGAUCGUUGUAAUCUUUUUAAAAAUCACAAUGGUAGUGGUCUUUAUCCUAUCUGUAAAUAUUUGUUUUUCAAAUCUUAGCUCUAAGUCUCUGGUGCCUUCACAUGUAUUCCUCCAUAUCUAUGCUUCUUUAGGUGUUCGUGAUGGGAAGAGAGUACUAUGCCCACUGAUUUCAACUCCAAAUGUUCCCAACUUGCUCAUUUCCUUCCCCCACCCCAAGCUUUCACCAGACCUGUCUUCCCCACCUUGGAAUUCAUAAGAGCUUGAAAAUGUUUCUUGUCUGGGCUACAGCUGCCUACCAGGAAUCUUGAGCCAGUUUGGUCAAUAGCCAUACCGGCUGGGGGAUUCUAGGAAUUGGUUAAAUUUUUCCCCAAGGUCUGCUGUGCAGUUACACCAUUAGGAUCAAAUCACAACAUUUGUGUACAGUCCUUAUUUGUUUAAUUGGAAUUUAAGUUGAAAAGUAGUGAAUAAGUGCUUUUUGUAAAGGGAUAGAUUCUGUGUAGCUCCUUAUAUGUGUUCAACAUGUCAUGGCCUGUGUUUUGCAACAACUUCAUGGAGAGUUGUUGUGUGCCUCCAAGUCACUUUUUGAUUUAUGGUGACUCUAAGACAAACUUAUCAUAGGGUUUUCCUGGCAAGUUUCUUUAGAGAGGGUUUGCCAUUGCCAUCCUCUGAGGCUGAGAGAAUGUGUCCAAGGUCACCCAGUGGGUUUUUAUGUUUGACAGGUGAUUCGAACCUUGAACUCAAGUUGUAAUCAAUUCUCAAACCACUGCACCACACUGGAAUUUGCAUGGAGAGACCAGUUGUUAAUUGUAUGCAAUAUGCUAUGUUCUGCAUUAUGUAGAAGAAAUUGGUGAGAAGAGUGGAAUUUGUCUUUUUUUUUUUUAAGUCUCUAAUAUAGCUUCUUGCUCAUAAGGAAUUCAAGACAGCUGACCAUUUUAAUAGCAAAGAAAACAAAACCAAGAAAAGAAAAAGAACCCAUUUGUGCCAGCUCAGUACCAUAUGAGUAUUGCAUCAGGAACCUGAAUUAGAUGGCUAGUUCUAUAUAUCUGAAUGCUGUCUCAUUUCUCAAUGAGUUUCCAUUGGGUUCUGUGGAACAAAUUUAUCGCCUCAGCCCUCCAAGCCAGUAUGGUAACUGAUACAGGAUAUUAUGGGUGUUGUAGUCUUGAGAAAGGCCAAAGGUUCUCCAACUUUGCUCUAGACUGUAGUAUGUGACGUAGUUGAAAGGCGGCUGAACUGAACUUCAGUCAAUACAUAGGAGCUAUGGGAGGAAGUUUAAUUACUACCCUGAUGCAAUAGAAUCAUCAAACAAAGCUGGAAGAGACCUCAAGGGCCAUCCAAUCCAACCCAUUGCCAUGUGAGACUACACAAUCAAAGCACCCCUGACAAAUGGCCAUCCUCUAAUAGUAGGGAAUGAUGGGAUCUUUAGUCCAAUUCUACUUCCUCUUACAAAUAAACCAGUCAAGUUACCUAGCAGUCUGGCUAUGAAGCCAGUUUCUGUACAUCCCUCCCCUUCAUAUCUAUAAAUAAAUAAGUUUGCAGCAUACAGAUGAAUUAUGACAUAUCAUUCCAAACCUACACAUAAGAAUGGGGAACAUAUGAUUCCUCUGAUUUCAGGCUUUACCUUUCAAGAUCCUGCCCAAUGUUUGAGUAUGCCAUAUAAUUUUCUCUCAUGUAAGUGAAUCAUUGCCUUUCGCUCCCUUAGAGAAGUAUAAAGCACUAUACUUGGGACAGAAUGCAAAACACCAGUUUGAUAUUCCCAAAUGUGGAUGUUUCUGAGGUUUUUAUCACACGACAGCCUGCUAAUCUUCCUCUGAAUGACACUUGCCAAAAUGUAUUUGAAAUUCUUUGCAUCAGAUGCUUAGUUGAGAUGCAUGGGUUAGGUGCUGCUACCCAAUAAACCUAUCUGAAUCUGCCUUAGGCACGAAAGGUUAGACCCCUCCCCUCCCCAGACUAGGUUGGAGGGUACUGAGCCUACCCAAAUGAUCUGGCAGAACAGGACCACCAAGACUUCGAAAUUGUUGAGGUUCCUGAGACAUUAUUAAUCAAAAGUGUACUCCAGGAUCAAGUGCUAAGAAAUAUUAAGAAAGUGAUUGUCAUUCAACCUUUCUAGGAAUAAUAAAAGUUGCCUGCAGUCUAUUCAGUGCAAACCUAACAGAGUAAGCUGCAUGGAUCACAUGGAGAGGACUUGUAAGUACACAGUGUGCUUGCAAGGGUCUAUAUUUAAGGCUAUUUGAAAUACAAUGGCCGGGAAAGUAAUUUGCCCUCUCCCUGCAAGUACCAACAAGUAACAACCUGCCUGCCAAUGUUGCCCCCUGAACAACAGUUCAAGGGCCCUAACUAAAGUAUAGAAAACUAGAUCUGCAUUUCUGCCAUAUGUAGAGCGGCCAUGCUGGUUGGGGGAUUCAGGGAGCUUUAGUCCAGAAAUGGAACAACUCCAAGCUCUGCUGUCUGUUUGCAUAUAAUGAGGGAUUCUGGGAGACGUAGUCCAAAAGUCACAGCUCCCAGUUUUGUGUUGUUGUCGUUUGGGUGUAUGCACAUGCAUGAACUGUAUGUCCUUGAUAUUGGAUAGCUUGGCUUGCACUGACUUUGUGGGGGCACAACUGGCACCACCUGCAUGCUCACAUCCACAAUCCUAAAUCCUACAGUUCACAGUCUGAAUUUCACAGGUUAUAGUUUCCAGGCUUGUUCCAUAAUCAUGAAAUUUUGUUGUUGAAAGCAGCAAAGAUCGUUCAUGUAGCACUGGGAUGCAUGUCUUGCAUUUGUUAUGACGCAUGCGGUUGGGAGUUUUACAAAUUCUCCAGAAGACAUUGAGCAGAGGCUUCUAAUCAGGUUAUUGUCUAACAGAUUAAGGGUCAGAUUCUGGAACUCCUAGGGAGGAGUUGAAUCAUGAAUUUUGAAGGUCUCCUGUGUUUUGAAGUAGCUCAGUAGCUAAUGCUUAAAUAGGAUCAGGUAGCACUUCCUCCACUACCUUCUGGACUGCCCUCUGAGAAAGUUACACUGGGAAAGUAGAAAGAGAAAUUUUGCCAUGAUCCAGAAGAAGUUGGAGGAGAUUCUGCCAAGGGAUGGAGUAAGCAUUCAGGUAGUCCUUGCUGUCACCUGCAGCUCUGCUGCAGCAGUUGUGCUGUGGAAAUGGAUGGCACGCAGAGGGAUCCAGAGGAAGAUGGAGGAAGCCAGACGGUGGAGAGACAACAGUCUGGAGCUAAUGGAAAGAGUUGUUUGGAAGCUUAAACAGAAGAACCCAGAAGUCCAGUCCGAAUUCAUCCUCUCCUUGUCACUAGUAGAACUGGCAGCAAAACUUAAGGAGGAGUCUCUUUCCCCAGACAGUGUCCUGUAUACUUACAUAAAGAAGGCUCUUGAAGUGACCCAGGAGCUGAACUGUGUGACAGAUUUCAUUCAUGGCUGUGAGGAACAACUCAGAGAACUGAAGAAACAAAAAGAGAAAGGCUUGCUAUAUGGGGUUCCUGUCAGCAUCAAGGACCACAUUGGAUGCAAGGGCCACAUCUCUACAGGUGGCUUGGUGCAGUUUCUCAGCAAAGUGGAAAAGGAGGACAGUGUGAUAGUGAAGGUUCUGAAGAAGCAGGGGGCAAUUCCAUUCGUGAAAACCAAUGUUCCCCAGAGCAUGAUAAACUACGACUGCAGCAACUUAAUUUUUGGUCAGACAGUGAAUCCCUUCAAUCACAAGAAAAGUCCUGGUGGUUCCUCUGGAGGGGAAGGAGCACUUAUUGGAGGAGGAGGGUCUCUCUUGGGUUUUGGGACAGACGUUGCUGGAAGCAUUCGCCUUCCAUCCAGCUUCUGUGGGAUUUGUGGACUAAAGCCAACAGGCUCUCGGCUGAGUACUAUUGGUCUUGUUUCCCCUAUAGGAGGCAUGAAGUCAGUUACAGCUACAAUUGGCCCAAUGGCAAGAGAUGUGGACAGCCUGGCUCUGUGCAUGAAGGCUCUCUUAUGUGAUGAGUUAUUCCACCUGGAUCCCUCAAUACCACCAAUGCCUUUCAAAGAAGAGAUUUACACCAGCUCAAAACCCCUCCGCAUUGGAUACUAUGAAGAUGAUGGAUAUUUCCAGCCAUCUCCCAGCAUGAGGAGGGCUGUUCGGGAAACAAAACAUCUUCUUCAGACAGCAGGACAUACACUCAUCCCCUUUGUUCCUCCUCGUCUCAAUUACGUAGUUGAUGAACUUUUCACAAGAGGCCUCUUUUCUGAUGGAGCUGCAAAUCUACUGGAGAAGUUCAAAGGAGACAUUGUUGAUCCAAAUUUGAAAUCACAGAUUAAUUGUUACAGCCUUCCUAUUCUAAUAAAGAGGAUUUUGUCAUUCAUCCUAAAACCUGUGUACCCUCGGAUUGCCAGAGAUCUCAACGCACUGUGCGGAGUUGGGUCAGCAAAAAACCUAUGGAGGCACCAUGUGGCAGUGGCGGCUUACCGGGAAGAAUUUAUUGCCGAAUGGAGGAAGCUGAAACUGGAUGUCAUCCUGUGUCCUGCCUUGGGCCCAGCAUUUAAUGAAGGCUACCCUGGGAAAUUAUUUGCUGCUACAUCAUACACCAAUUUAUACAAUGUCCUAAACUUUCCUGCUGGGAUUGUGCCAGUCACCACAGUGUCCCGGGCUGAUGAAGAAGAGCUGGUAAAUUACAGAGGGCAUUAUGGUGAUCCCUGGGAUAAACGCCUGAAAGAGGCUGUAAAAGAUGCUAUUGGGCUCCCGGUGGCUGUCCAAUGUGUGGCUUUGUCUUGGCAAGAGGAAAUGUGCCUUAGGUUAAUGAAAGAGGUGGAGACUCUUGUCCGUGAGAGGGGAACCAAAUAAUGAUCCAUUGCAUCCCACUGCAACAACAGUACAAAGACACAGAGCAAUACAACUUGACAAAGUGAUGAUUAGAGCAUUUAGUCAUUCAUAAAUAAUGCAUUCUAGAAUACACUUCUUUGUUAAAUAUGACUCAUCAUCAUACUCAGUAGAGAAAUAAUGUCAUAAAAGCCUAAAUCUCAUGAGAGAUCUACACAAGAGCCAGCAUGAUGUAGUGAUUUGAAUCUGGACUAGAGCUCCUGGAGAUCAGAGUUCAAAUCCUUACUCAGCCAUGGAAACCCAUUGG
Molecule: messenger RNA, 5482 nt
Organism: Sceloporus undulatus (fence lizard)
Lineage: Eukaryota; Metazoa; Chordata; Lepidosauria; Squamata; Phrynosomatidae
Product: vitamin D3 hydroxylase-associated protein-like
Exons: 15
Coding region: 3436-5199 (587 amino acids)
Biological process (GO): fatty acid catabolic process
Molecular function (GO): amidase activity; fatty acid amide hydrolase activity
Source: RefSeq, a predicted model, not a curated record